Messenger RNA from Physeter macrocephalus (sperm whale), 3078 nucleotides. RefSeq names its product G2/mitotic-specific cyclin-B3-like. The record is from RefSeq and is a predicted model, not a curated record. The transcript is spliced from 5 exons. NCBI's taxonomy places the organism in Eukaryota, Metazoa, Chordata, Mammalia, Artiodactyla, Physeteridae. The annotation marks the transcript as partial.
GCUUCUCAAAGUCAACCUGCCAAGCCCAAGAAGGAAGCCAGUAAUGAGUUUGUUAAAGAUGUUUCCAAGAAGAUAAACAGGAACACACCUGCUCGUGGGUGAGUACGAGGGCACUCAGAUGGCAUUAGGAGGUAUAAACUGGAACUCUCACCAGUAGUAGUCUCAACCACCAUGGUACCAAAUAUUAUAGACAAACCGCUCAUUCUGGAGAUAUCUACCAGCUCCAAGACACCCACUGCUGAGGAGGCAUCUCUUUUCAAAAAGCCAUUCAUUUUAAAGGAGGAACCCACUACUGAGGAUACAAUCCUCAUCAAGAGGUCAUUAAAGAAGAGCACAAAUCAGGGGGAGGUGUCCCUCUUAGAGAAGCCACUAUCCUUGCAGGAGGAGACUGACAGUGAUGUUGUAGAGCCAAUGACUUUUGGGAAGAAGCAUAAAACUGAGAAGGCAGCCAUCAGCAAGAGUACAUUAUCUUUAAAGAGUAUGUGCACACAUCAGGGGAAGCAGUCCUGCACGAGGGAGGAGUUGGCCUUGCAGGACAUCAGUGUUGAAGAGGAUUCUUUCUUUAUGGAGCCCAUGAACUUUAGGAAGAAGCCUAAAACUGAGGAGGCAACCCCCACCAAGAAGCUGUUAUCUUUAAAGAAAAAGUGUACCACUCAGGGGAAGAUGUCCUAUAUGAAGAAGCCACUAGUAUUGCAGAAGAUCAUCUCUGAAGAGAAGUCACUCGCUAAGGAGCUGUUGUCUUUUAAGAGAAAGCCUACCACUGAAAAGGAGUGCCUUUUCCAGGAGCCAUCUGCAUUGCCAAAGAAGCACACCACUGAACAAGAGGUGUCCAUCUUGAAGAAAUCAUUGGCCUUGCAGGAGAAGAUCGACACUGAAGAGGAUUCCGUCUUUAAGGAACCAUUGGCUUUUAAGAAACAACCUACCACAGCGGAGACAACCCUCACCACAAGGCCAUUAUCUUUAAAGAAGAAGUGCACUACUCAGGGGAAGAUAGCCCACUUGAAGAAGCCAUUAGUAUUGCAGAAGACCAUCUCUGGAGAGAAGGCACCCAUUAAGGAGUCAUUGUCCUUUAAAAACAAGCCUACCACUAAGGAGGAGUCCCUCUUCCAGGAGCUAUCUGUGUCGCAAGAGAAGCGCACCACUGAUGGGGAGGUUACCCUUUUGAAGAAGCCAGGGGCAUUGCAGGAGAAAAAGGAUGGUGAAGAUGAAUUUCUUAUGGAGCCAAUUUCCUUGAGGAAGAAGCAUACUACUAAGGAGGCAACCCUUUCCAAGAAGUCAUUACCUUUAAAGAAGAUGCGUACCACUCGGGGGAAGAGGUACCGCUUGAAGAAGCCACUAGUAUUACAGAAGACCACCUCUGAAGAGAAGUCACUCAUUAAGGAGCCAUUAUCCCUUAAGAAGAAGCCUACCACUAAGGAGUCCCUUUUCCAAUAGCCAUCAGCAUUGCAGGAGAAGCACACCACUCAGGAGGAGGUGUCCAUCUUGGAGAAGCCAUUGGUCUUGCAAAAGACUCCAACUGAGGAGGAGUCCCUUUUAAAGGAGGCUUUGGCUUUUAACAAGAAGCGUACCAUUGAGGAGGCAACCUCCUCUAAUAAGCUGUUAUCUUUAAAGAAGAAGUGUACCAGUCAGGGUAAGAUGUCCUGUUUGACCAAGCCACUAGUAUUGCAGACCAUUUCUGAAGAGAAGUCACUCAUUAAGGAGCCAUUAUCCCUUAAGAAGAAGCCUACCACUAAGGAGUCCCUUUUCCAAUAGCCAUCAGCAUUGCAGGAGAAGCACACCACUCAGGAGGAGGUGUCCAUCUUGGAGAAGCCAUUGGUCUUGCAAAAGACUCCAACUGAGGAGGAGUCCCUUUUAAAGGAAGCUUUGGCUUUUAACAAGAAGCGUACCAUUGAGGAGGCAACCUCCUCUAAUAAGCUGUUAUCUUUAAAGAAGAAGUGUACCAGUCAGGGUAAGAUGUCCUGUUUGACCAAGCCACUAACUCCAACUGAGGAGGAGUCCCUUUUAAAGGAGGCUUUGGCUUUUAACUCAUUUAGGAAGAAGUCUUCAACUGAUGAGGCAAUUCUUACCAAGACACCGGUAUCUUUAAAAAAGAGGCAAAUCACUCAGGGGAAGACGUUCCUUUUAAAGAAGCCACUGGUCAUAGAGAAGACUACCUCUGAAGAGAAGUCAGUCUUUAAGGAGCUGUUGCCCUUUAAAAAAAAGUCUACAACUGAAGAGGAGUUCCUCUUCCAGGAUCCAUCUGUACUGAAAGAGAGACACACCACUCUUCAAGAGUGGCUUCUUCUCUCAAAGAAGCCAUUGGCCUUGCAGGAGAAUAUCACCACUGAAGAAGAAUCAUAUAUUAAGGAGCCACUGACCUUGGAGGAGAGGUCUACCACUGAGGAGGAGUUCCCCUUUCAGGAGCCAUUUUCAUUGCAUGUUAAACCUACCAACAAAGAUGAGUCCCUCUUCAGGAAGUCUUUUGCCUUGCAGAAGAAGACUGAUAACAAAGAGGACUCCUUGAAGGCACUGUUGGCUUUGCAUGACAGAAGCACCACUGAAGAGGAAUUCCUUUUCAAGAAACCAUUGGUUCUGAAGGAAGAGCUCUCCACUGAGGUGGCAGUGAGCAUAGAGGGGCAAUUAUCUUUAAAGAAGAAGCCCACUGCUCAGGGGGAGGUGUUCCUCUUGAAAAAGCAGUUGGCCUUGCAAGAAAACAUCACCAGUGAACAGGAGUCCCUUAUUAAGCAGCCACAGGCCUUGCAGGAGAAGCCCAGGAUUGAAAAGGAGACCAUCCUGAGGGAGUCCUUGACCUUGCAGGAGAAUCUCACAAUUGAGGAGGAGGCUAUCCUGAAGGAGCCCCUGGCCUUGCAGGAGAAUCCCAGCAUUGAGAAGGAAAUCAUCUUGAGGGAGUCCUUGGCCUUGCAGGAGAAGCCCACGAGUGAGAAAGAGACCCUCUUCGAGGAGCCCUUGGCCUUGCAGGAGAAUCCCACAAUUGAGGAGGAGAUGACCCCACUGGAGGAUAUUGACAAGGACCACAGUGAUCCAUUUUUCAACUCAAUAUAUGCUAAGGAUAUCUUCAGUUACAUGAAGGAGAGAGAG